AUGAAAUCCAUAACACAUAGUGUUGGCGCUUUCAAUGAUAAUACUGGUGCCGAUCAAUUGGGCGGCUCCGUUAAGCGUGGUGUUCGUGUCAUCUUCAUCAAGGGCCCCGAAAACAACGGACUUGAUGAUGCUGCUCUUCAAUUGGCCAAAUCUGUCAACGAACAAAAGACAGCCAUUUAUGUGCUUACCAAACAGGCUGAUAUCGGCAAUUUGGCCAACAAAUUGAAUAAUUUGAUUCACAGCAGUGAAAGCCGUCCUGAAGUACACUUUGUGAAAUACCGUACACCAGCUGAUGCUGAAAAUGCUCAACGCACCAUUCAAUCACAAUAUGAGUCGUUGGCUGGCAAGAGUGCUAAUUACAAUGUUGGUAUUGCACCUGUAUUGAAAUUUGCCUCCAGCGGAAAUCAAUAUCAAGUUGCUGAACCAUCAAAUACUUAUUUACCAGCUAACAAGCGGUUUUAG
Molecule: messenger RNA, 462 nt
Organism: Musca domestica (house fly)
Lineage: Eukaryota; Metazoa; Arthropoda; Insecta; Diptera; Muscidae
Exons: 2
Coding region: 1-462 (153 amino acids)
Source: RefSeq, a predicted model, not a curated record